ACUGUUGCGUAAAAAACGUUCUACGUACUUUUAAUAAAAUUAUGUUAUGAGACCUAUCCAGUACUUAUGCAUUUUUUGAAGCAAGUACUACAAUGUAUGUACCUAUACCUCAUAAUAAAAUGUUCUAUUACACUGUUGGAAACCUAGAUCUAGUACUUACCUUGGUAAAGUAGGCUCAACCCAUCAUAAGGUUGGAUUAAAAUUAGAUGUAAGUAACUAAAUCGUUCUAUUUUAAAUUUUUGACUUACUUACCUAGGUAUUACUACAGAAAGAGACGUUCUCGUUAGGUAGGUACUUACUAAUAUUAAUGGAUUACUUAAUUGAAACCUUCAGCCAUGUCUAAGCCUGUGUACAAUUAACCUUGAACUCUGUAAACACAUAGCUAACCUGAAUCGUGUAUUGAUGAAAACCUAGUUAGUUUGCGGGCCCCAACUCGACCAGUGUGGACAUAGGGCUAAGGCGUGAAAAGCGCGGUAAUUUAAAAAGAAAAUGUGACAGUGACAGCUUAUGUUUGGCGGGAAAAAGUUUCAAUUAUUUACAGUAACCGUACAUAACUGUACCUUUUUAAUUUGAUAUUGGUUAUUUAUGAAGUUGUACGGUGAUACUGCAGGAAUGACGAUGGCUGACCGGUUAGAAGAAGAAAUAAGGAUGUUCUGGGAGUAUAUCAAACGGAUUAGGGGGUCGUCUUUUAUUUCGCGAAACAAUGCCUCCUGAGAUAAGAGUGGUAUUGCCAAGUCUGGUGUUUUUAAAAAUACAUUUGUAUAAAUAGUUGACGUCCUUUGGGAUGGUCAUCAGUCUCCUUUUGAAGGCAGUGGGUGAAGUUGGUCAGGGACAAAAAUAAGUGCGAGACAUUUUGGACAUCACGAUGAUCAAAACCUUCCUCCUCCUCCUAACCCUCACAUCGGCGUUAGCAGCCGAGAUCUCCAACUCCUACUCUCUACUAGAAAAACAUGCUUCCUUCAACCCUGACCUAAAGACUGAACCAGUGGAGACCCAUGCGGUGUCCAAGAAGGAGUCUAGACCUGAUGAACCACACCCGGUGUUCAGAGGGGAGGGGCGGGCGAGGAUCGAGAUGGUAAAGCCUGAAGGACCAGUUGUCAAGCAUGAGAUGCUGGGGGAUCAGCCUGAACAGAAGCAGGAGAAUCGGAUUGACAACGCCCCAUCAUACACAUACGGGCCUAUGCCCACGGAAGUGGCGUACCCGGACAUCCCCUACGCGCCUGGUUAUGGCUACGACAACGGCUACCCUGCCAACUCCUACGACGGCUACGGCAAUGGCCUCACUAACUACUUGCUUGAGCCGGACACUUCAGCAUUCAGCAUGAUGUGGAGCCAGGUGCCCGACUCCAGAGCGAUCGUCGGCUUCGUCGGUCGCACCAUAGCGUGGGUCAUCAACAGCAUGUUUGUCAUCUUCCUCGGCUCUCUCCUCACUAUAGGAGUCUGUUCCUACACCAACCUCUGUUCCAUCCACUUCCACGGCGUCGGGCCCAUACAUGAGGAGAUGAGGUCCUUAAUGUCUAUGACUCCGGAGAAACUAGAGAAGAUUAGCACAGCUGCGGGCUUUGUGAAGAAUGCCAUAGACAAGUAUCAGAAGAUUCAGAAAGUUGGUAACGAGGUGAACAGGAAACGCCGCUCUAUUUUUGGAUGAUGUUUUAGUUUAUCACUUGUGGAUUUUUGUAAGAGA
This is a messenger RNA of Plutella xylostella (diamondback moth), 1684 nucleotides long. RefSeq lists its product as uncharacterized. The record is from RefSeq and is a predicted model, not a curated record. NCBI's taxonomy places the organism in Eukaryota, Metazoa, Arthropoda, Insecta, Lepidoptera, Plutellidae.